This is a messenger RNA of Desarmillaria tabescens, 2246 nucleotides long. RefSeq lists its product as uncharacterized. Lineage: Eukaryota; Fungi; Basidiomycota; Agaricomycetes; Agaricales; Physalacriaceae. Gene Ontology annotation, cellular component: actin cortical patch. The record is from RefSeq and is a predicted model, not a curated record. The coding region runs from base 51 to 2009 and encodes 652 amino acids. The transcript is spliced from 6 exons. Gene Ontology annotation, molecular function: phosphatidate phosphatase activity.
CGUAUUCGCGCACUGUCUCAACAGCUUCCAUCACAACAUGUCCUGAAACCAUGAUGUCUGAAGAGAUGCCUACCUCCUGGAAAUCGCUGGCAUCCUCUGCAUCCAGCCGUUUAAAGGGAUACGUCGCGCAGAAGGACCUCCGGGCUCGGAAUAUUACACUUCAACGGCGACUCGGCGUUGAUACUGAGAACGGGCAAUCUUGGAAGGAAUGGGCUGGACAGAAGAUUAGCAAUAUUAAUAAACUGUCAUAUAAUGGCAGCCCAGGAACAGAGAAGAUUGCUCUAUUCCCUGGAUGGGCGGCGAGGAGAUACUUGUCCGACAACCAUGAGAAAGAAGGUCCAUUCGAGGUUGACGUCUACAUCUCGGGAUUUGCUUCCGUCCAUAGGUCGCAGGAGUCAGCAAGUCGGUCUCAGAAGGCCUUUAUGAGUCUAGCAAAAAGUUUUGCCUCGUUGCCUAAGCUAGAGUCGGAAGGUCGGGCGGAGGGCUCGUCAGGCCUAGCCAGCGCUUCUACUGAAGAACUACUGGGCACCAUCAAGCUACCACCUCGGCCGCAGGACAUCACGGAGGAGUUCGAAGUAGAGGCACUCGAGAGACAGUUUCAACGACUCAAUCAGAGCCAACCCUCUGUAGAUCUCUCUUCUCUGCCCUCUCGGUCUUCCUCAUACGACGUACAACCUCCUGCUGACCGUGACUCCAUGACGAAACUAUCGGGCGACCUGCGCAAGUUUCAUGCCAAUUUGGAAGCUAGGCUGCAGCCUUUUUGGUCCUCGGUUCUUGCCAAUCGGUUGGUGAACAUCUGUCUCUUUCCAAAACCUCUCAAUGCCUUGGAUGAUCCAAUGAGCAACGGUCCUAUCGCAUCCCAGGACGUUCCUACGGCGGCAGACGGGAGUUUUCAAAUGCGGUUCACCAUCAGAUGGGAAGAUAUGUGUCAGCAUCCCGGCGCGCUUCACAUAGCAUUCGGUGAAUCUAACGUCGAGCAUGAGCUGAUAGUUGCAGCUCGACUUCUGCCACCACCAUCACCCCCUAGUACCUCGACGGCUAUGGAUUUUGUUGUCCCAAAACCUGUCUCGCCGAUAGUCACUGCUAGAAUCCCUUUGACCCACUGCCCUAUUCGUGUUAUAUCGGACAUCGAUGAUACCAUCAAACACUCGGACGUGCCUGGAGGUGCACGCAGUGUUUUCCGCAACGUUUUCGUCAAGGAUCUGGAUGACCUUGUUAUACCAGGAAUGGGACAGUGGUAUACCAGGAUGUGGAAUAAAGGUGUCCGCUUCCAUUACGUGUCAAAUGGCCCUUUUGAGUUGUUACCUGUUCUAGGGGAUUUUCUUAACAUCGCCCACCUACCUCCAGGUUCGAUAAAACUCAAGUCCUACGCAGGCCGGUCCUUAUUUAGUGGCUUACUAUCGGCUCCCGCUGCACGUAAACGUAACGCCGUUCUUGACAUUCUAGACUCAUUUCCCCACUCUCGUUUCAUACUCAUUGGUGAUACCGGCGAGCAAGAUAUGGAGCUUUACGCAGAGUUUGCCAGUCAGAGACCUGAACAGAUUCUGGCCGUGUUCAUACGACAUGCGCAUAAUGGAGAACCUCUCGAAGAUCCAACGGGAUCACACCCUACAGGGGAAAUCGAGUUACGCUCUGCACCCCCAGCGUACGGUACCGAGUCAGGAACUAUGCGUGCUUCUCGACGUUCGACUUCGGGAACGUAUUCUACGAUGUACGCCGUUCGAACGCCUACAACUUCCCGCAAAGAAUCGAGCCAGGCUAACAGCGACUACUUUGCGUAUCCUCUAACUGACGAACCGGAUUCAAUCGCUGAGAAAGAGUCGUCGGGAUCAGGAUCGUACUUCUUGUCAAAUCCCCGGACGCCUUCUCGUCUGACAGAGGCGGAGAGGAAGCAAAUAGAGCUGCAGAUGCGCGUUUAUAGUGCGAGAGCGAUGAUCCCGAAACAUAUACCUUUUCGCGUAUUCAGAUCUCCGGAAGAUUGUGUGGAGAUGCAUCAGGUUUUGUCAUAGUUGUAUAUCAUGGACGGUUUGUUCUGUAUCGUAUAUUAUCUUUCAUUAUUUGAUGGUUGGGUUGGGUUCACUUACGAAAUUGGGUGGACAGAGGCUUGGAUUUAAUACCAUGGACGGUGAGAUAGAAUGUAUAAGAGCCUUCUUUGUUAACGGUGCAGCUGCAGCUGCUUGCGUUCAUCCUUUUGCAUAUCAGAUCCUGCGGAUCCGAGUCCAGAUUUCAAGAAUUAAAGCAGCGGG